Messenger RNA from Engraulis encrasicolus (European anchovy), 11466 nucleotides. It is a transcript of the gene dyrk1b, whose product is annotated as dual-specificity tyrosine-(Y)-phosphorylation regulated kinase 1B. Gene Ontology annotation, biological process: positive regulation of DNA-templated transcription; peptidyl-serine phosphorylation; protein autophosphorylation. The record is from RefSeq and is a predicted model, not a curated record. The coding region runs from base 6336 to 8810 and encodes 824 amino acids. Gene Ontology annotation, cellular component: nucleus. Gene Ontology annotation, molecular function: transcription coactivator activity; protein serine/threonine kinase activity; protein serine/threonine/tyrosine kinase activity. NCBI's taxonomy places the organism in Eukaryota, Metazoa, Chordata, Actinopteri, Clupeiformes, Engraulidae. The transcript is spliced from 11 exons.
CAAAGGAUUUGCAUUGCAUCUCUAACCAGACUUAUGUCAGAAUAGGCUGCAGCACUUUGCUUACAUGACUUACUUUGUUGCAUUAGACGGCGGCAAGAUUACGAAGGGGCGUUAAGAUGAAGAGCAUCAAAAGUUAAAUUUAUGACCCUCCCAAGUGUUGUAAUUAAGAUGUUUACGGGAGUUGUUGAUGCCUGUCUGUUUCACAAGAAAAAGUUUUUGCAAACAUAGACUCUCGUAAAUAAACACUCUUCAAGGGAAGAGUAAUUCAUGACUUGUACCUCAGAGGACUCCAUGUGCAUUUUACUCAUUGGUCGGAUGGACACAAGUGUGUGUGUGCCUGGUAUUGACAUGGCCUGUACAUUAGGUCCCCUCAAAGUUUUAUUUUGCACUGUUCCUUUCUUGGGAUUGCCCCCCCAGCUGCCUAUUCUUGGAUGAAACCUCAAACUUAUGUCACGUUAAACUUGACUCUGCGCUGCUAGGGUUUCUUGGCAGAACUUCCAAUGGCACUAGCAACAUUGUGCCAUUUUAAGUCACACAUGUAACUUCAAACUUUUGCCAGACAAUAUAUAGCCCUCUGCUGCUGCUCUGAGAAAUACAACUGGUCUCUUCUGGACGGGGGAGGCGAGGAGGUGUGGCUCGCUCCUCCAGACACAUGUGCUUUAAAAACACUUGAAAAUAUAAUAAUGGCAUGUUGAUUACCACAUCAGCAACCGUGCAUGUAAGGGGAUGUUGCAGUUGUCUAUCCCAUGCACUUUUUGCACUCUUAAUUCAUAUAUAAACUUUACACAGUUCAAUACUUGUCUGUUUGUUGUGAAAGUUUGUUUUUAAGUCAUUUUAAGCAACUCAUAAUAGUUUAAUUCUAUUUAAAGUUUGCUUUCUUUGCAUUGCUGUCUGUCUGUGUUUGGAUGCUGGGUGACUUCUAUUUUAAAGUUGUUGCCAAGUGAGGCACUGAAAAUUAACUAUUCCCCUGCUUAGUGUGUCCAAACGAAUGUUUGGCAAAACUUGACCUUUCGCUGAACUGUCCACCUGUUUGCUAUCUUAGGUUCGGGCUAUGCAUGUUGUCAUUCCACACCUACUCAGCCAGUAAAUAAUUAGUUGGUGGAGAAAUAACAGUUUGGCUGUCUAUUUUAAUAUUUUGGGGAAUGAGGGGUCAAAGCACGCUAUGUAACCUUAUAUAGUUAGUUGUAAAGGUUUGGCUCUGGGCAAACGGCACGGGUUCCGACCGGCAGGGAAAGGUGAGCUAUGCUAUAUAUUGGGACUUCCUGCCUGUGGAUAAGGCGCUGAAAAUAUAGCAGCGGAAAGCAUGAUUUGCUCUCUAUAAACACGAUGCAUGAUCUGCUUUCGGAGGGGGGGUCGUUUCUGGCUUCUUGCAUAGAUUUAUGCGACCGGAGAGAUAUCUUAGCUCUAUCGUGUGCACUCGUAUGAAAAAGUCCAGUUUUUGCAGAGCUGAAACACAACCCCGGCAACCUCCCCGCAGUGUAAUUGUAAUUCGCUGCUGUGUUACCCCGCCGUUCCUUUUGCGCUCGCUAGCUUCUUCAGCGGAGUUCGACUACCGUAUCUUCCCACUGCAUCAUGUUUACCUAGCAACACGCAUCACCCGCUGCCGGCCCUCCCAUUGGUCAUUUCAAAACGCACCCGGGACCAAUGGCAGGGCUGUUACCAUGGUACAGUGUGUAGUUGCCGGGUGGAAUUUUGCUGCAAGGCACGUGAGUCCCGGAAUCUUCGCCUUGCGUUUUUAAUCUCGGGUGUCUGGGAGCUUUGCAAACGUGAUUUAUUGGAACCGAGUCACAUUCCCUCUCGAGAGUCAGUUCACAUAUACAUUUAAACAUUUAUCUGUACAUUUGUAGGUAUGAAGUAAAAAUGCGGAAGACACUGGGGCUUGCAAUAGCUCUGUCAGAGAGAUCUGCGCUGUAGUGUGGCGAUUGAGAGUGAUGCCUUGAAAACAUUACCCAUAAUAGUUACAUAAAGUUAUUAUAAUUUUAAUUUUUUAAAUAAAUAAAUACCUGUGCCUUUAAUUCCUGGCAGCUGACAUUCACCAUAUUUGAAUAGCACGUUUUAAAGACAAAUGUUGCCGUAAAUAAAAAUGGCAAGUUAAACAUGAAGCAGCCCACUUAAUGGUCAAAUUAUGAUUGUUAUAAUAUGUAUCAGUAUUGUAUGAACGAUUUAUGUUUCCUAUGCUCUACCCGAAGCUCAUACACAGAGAUUCGGGUGUGACCAGCCCCCUCUCCUCGCUAAACUUCCAUCAUCAUUGUACAGCGAACUUUGACCUAUAAAGCACAGAAAUGCGUCAGAUAGGUUUACUGUGUAACAUUGCUCCAUUUAAGGGCUUGGAAAUGGUUCUUAAUGCAUUCUAACGAGUUGGACAAAUGGACAAAUUAGCAUUUGUUUUUCCCCUUCCAUUUUAAUACAGAAAUCGGUUUUUGUGAAUGGAUGGUGGCAGUCUGGCUGUAUGUGUCCCAUAUUGAAAGGUUGUUGCCAUUCCGUCAGAGUAAAGAUAUGAGGGCUGUUGAAUUCACUAAUGAGCUCGUAAUUACACGAGAAAGGAAUGUUGAUAUGGCUUCACACAUUCAAAUACAUUCCAAAAGUAUUCCGGUUUGUCAUCCUUGUCUUGCAUACUGUAAACAUUGUUCUGAGACUUUAAAAAAAUGUUUAAAACUGAGAGCUGAUAAAACGUAUUCAACAAAUGUGGGGUUUUUUUGUCUGCAGACAGUUUAGGACUAGGCAUAGGUUCUGGUUUCUACGCCAUUUCUGCAGCUGUUUGUCAACUUUUCAGCUGAAUGUGACUUAUCAUAAGCUACCUUAUGACAAGUGUAUAAAUCAAAAGUCCAAUGAAAAUCUUUUUUUAAAACAGUGAUUUCAUGCCUUCCAGAAUGUGCAUUCAAAUAGGACUCCCAGAAAAACAUUUUAGGUUAUUGACAUUAUUGUACCAGUGUAGCAGGCUAUUUGUGCAUACGACCUUGAAACUGUCGCUGAAGUUUUUUGUACAGGUGCAAGUGCACUAUCCAUUGCAAUAUAGUAGUUGUGAGUUAUUGGUAAUGUUAAGGUGUGCUUCUUAAAUCAAGUUGUUAGGUUAAUCUGAACUAAGUUGUCUGUAAAAAAAAAGUUUCUGUGGAAUAUCCGGUGACCGAGUCUGUAUUGCAGAACAAACAUUCUUUUGAAAAGGGUAUGCCCUCUCCAGCUUUUGUAUAUUUAUUAUUUAUUUAUUUAUAUGCUUCCGUUGUUGUUUUAUCCCCUCCCCUAUCAAUCUACCUGAAGUCUUUUUGCCAUUUCCGCGUGCACAUCAGUCUGCCUCCGCUGCUGCGUUUGGAGACAACAAGGAGCUAGAGGGGGACAGGGCAGCCGCUUCAUCUGUCUCCGCCCACAUACCACACUUGACCAAUCCGAGCAGUGGAGAGGACCUCGUGUGACCAAUAACGCUCAAGCUGCCGUGGCGUCGGAUAGCAACAGAACCUACGAACGCGCACUAGGGGGUGGAGAAUGAGAUGCUCGCGAGCGCGCAUUAGGAUAGGGGGAGAGGGAGUAGAAGGAGAACUCGGCGAAUAGGAAGGUCUGUGUGCGCGCUUUAGCACAGAAAAGUUGAAAUAAACUUUAAGGGCACUUGAUUAAAUUAACUACAAACCCCGAAAUUGUUAACAUAGUUAUGCAAGAUGCAUGCAAAGACGGACAGUGUAUAAACACAGCUGCUUUGAAAAAUGUGCACAAACAGAAACCACUUGCUUUUUAUUUUGGAUUAUUAGACACAUAAAUUCUGAAGUGAAGGGGAAUUUGAGCUUGUUACCUGGCUCCAUGGAAAUGUCAGAGACCUCUGAUUUAAGAAAAGAAAAUCAGUUUGUAGCGUCCUAUCUAAUUACUUUUUAUUUAUUAUUUGGUCGGUUUUGAUGUAAAGCGUGCAUUUCUGGCUGGCUCCUUAACGAUUUCUCUGUCUAUAUAUGUGUGUUCAGUAUAUCUGGAGUAACUAUAAAUGGAGAGGGACCGACUUUGUGGCCCAACUACGUACAGCACGGGGGAAGCCAAAAUAUGUUUGCGCUAACUUGAUAAAGCGCUUGUGUUUUGCACACAUAACAAUUCGGGAAAUGUGUUGAUAAAAAAGUGUGCGUCAUCUUCCCUAUAGCUGUUCCAUGACUCUCUCAGUAGCUCUGCUUCUUUGGGUGUUAAAACAUUUAUGCGCGUAGAGCUGCGUCAACGGAGCCCCUGUCAGGAGCAUAUCUCCGAUGUCCCCCUUUCCACCCCCCUGCGCUUCAAUAGCUGUUGGAACAAUCCUCAUUGCAGGGUGUGGAUCUGGAGCCGGACAGAGUUGCUAGUCAACAGGGACUAACAUCGGGAAAAGGACGAAUAUGACUUAAACCAGCCGAAGUCGGAAAUAAUCUCGGAGGAGAACAACAUUCUUUCGGGAAAUUUAAGAUUGAAAACUGAAACUGGGCAGACAGUUGGUGCUCGCGAACUCAAGCAGACGCACGCAGAAGCAGAGCGACUGGCAGCCGAGCCAUACGCGGAAGCUUGAGAAAGCGGGCAGGAUGGAAGUCACAACACAGGACAAAAUCUUUGUAGUUUUUGUCGAUCUCGACAUUAAGUAGUUGAGAUCGUUGAAGAACCAUUUGGGGUAGUAAUCUUACUACACGAGACAGCCUAAAACGCUUGUUUUUAUGAACUGUCGCCGCUCGCGUUCUUGUUGAGGAAAUGCGUUGACGGGAAUAAGGACAGUUGCAUUGUUGUUGUGAAGUGAGCUGUCAUUACUUCUUCACUAAAAGGAAACCUGGGCACCCUUGGACCGAGUGGAUUUACCAUGGUUUUCAAAAGCACCACAUCUACGCACGUCGGCUUUGGACAAAGCUGAAACAACAGGGUUGAAAUUUGUUAUUGUUUUUAAGGACCAGUUAAGAGUACAACAAACCGGUGGCUUUUGUCGCGAGCCUCAUCAGGAAUUGUCUUCAUCCGCGUCAAGAUUUUUUUUUCUCUGCAAGCAGUCGUCAAUGUUGUGCCUGUGACAUCAGUCGCAUUUCUGCACUUUUGCUUCUUUUCGUUACUUUGUUUGGUCUUUGCAUGGACCUGUUUGUUUCACCCUCAAACAUUUUAUUCUCGAGCUUUAUGCUGUUUUGAGUCUCAUGCCCCUUUCACCCCCCCUUCUUCGACCUGCCAGCACAUAAGGUCAGCAUUUGACAUCUGCGGACUUUGCCAGCGUUAGUUCCGCGUAGGGGGAAGGGUGCUUUUUUGUUGCCGUGUGUCUGAGGCUGAGAACGGAAUACGUAUUUUUUAUACAUAUAGUUUUUGUUUUUCUUUCUUUGCUCUCUGCUAAUCCACAAUAUAGCACACGCACGACUGGAUUGUUCUCACUGGAGUUCUGCCCUUUUGAAUUGUGAACCUCUGACUGGAAUUAAGCGACUGGGUUUCCUGCUGAGGGACAGGAAAUCAACCAUUGUUUUUACUUUGUUGUCACUUACCUGCUUUGUAGUGACUGAUUAGUUCACUGUAGGUAACCGAGACGGAAUCUAAGAAGCCACCGCUAUUUUUAGUGAUAGUGAUGGGGUAAAUGGUGUUGGAAAUUGAGACCCCCACCCCCUACCCCCAGCCUACCAACACUUCCACGUUUAGCUCUGGUUCCCUUGUCAGCUGUGGAAUCGUCCUGACGGGAAAUUUGAAGAGGGGGUCUGGCCAAGCAAGGUUUUACCUACCAUUGAAACAUAUUUUUUGUCCUCUUUUGAACUGAAGAAAACUUUACCCCCAAUUCUAAUAGAACCUGUGAAACAACUGUAACUGUGAAGUAGAUUUUUUUCUAACCAAAUAUCAACAUAGAACAGAGAAGAAUAUAUUAUAUAUAUAUAUGUAUACACAAAUAUAAAUAUAUCUAUAUAGAAAGAACAGAGUAAUCUAUAUAUAUACAAAUUAUAUAGCAAAUGCAUAGUUUAAGUAAAUAUAUUUUUAUGUCUAAAGUGAGCAUUGUUGCCUGAAACCCAAGUCAUUGCCUUAGAGAACCAUAGUAAUAAAGGGAAUUGUAAUGACAGAAGUGAAUCUGUUUGGAAACAAGUUCAUGGUGCCUUUUCGUUGAUAAGCUCCUUCUGUCUCUGUCGCUUCAGGAUUUCAUUAGUAUUUGAAGAAUAUUUUGUGGUAAGCCCAAGUCAGAUCCUUAUGUAUACCUGCCUUUUAUGGUUCACACUUGAGUUUUAUUGCUGUUGGAUGUACAGUGCUGGAUUGAAGGACGUCUGAAGAUUUUAUUCGGCAAGGAUUACUUGAUACUUGAUGUGUCCACAACUCUCUCCAAAGUAACUUAUCGGGGCUCCGAUACAGUUUUUGAUUGACUCGAUUCUUGGGAUACCACGGCCCCCACAUAAGCGUUUCCGAUGGUGAUCACUUCGUCAGUGGAGGAGAAGCCGCAGCCUUCUAACAGAAUGGUGGCAAACUUGCCGACCGAAACCUGGAUUGGCAACCCAGAUCAGAAUCGCUUUGUCCCCCAGUCACACCUGCUACGGAAGCCCACGAAAAGUGGAAGCAGCUCAGGAUGCAAGCCCUCCUCCUCUACCCUCUGCCAGCCUGCCGCCUUGGGCUUCUCCCCCGCUGAGCCAACCAUGUCGAGCCAGCACAGCCACCCCUCCUUCAACAUCAACUCCAUGGCCGAGCAGCAGCAGGUGCUGUCAGAUAUGACAAUACUGCAGAGGAGGAUCCCCCCGAGUUUCCGAGAUCCCGCAAGCGCCCCGCUGAGAAAGCUCUCCGUCGAUCUCAUCAAGACUUACAAGCACAUCAAUGAGGUGUACUACACUAAGAAGAAGCGGCGUGCCCAGCAGGUUCCCCCAGAGGACUCCAGCACCAAGAAGGAGCGCAAGGUCUACAAUGACGGCUACGACGAUGACAACUACGACUACAUCGUCAAGAACGGGGAGAAGUGGCUGGACCGCUACGAGAUCGACUCGCUCAUCGGCAAGGGCUCCUUUGGUCAGGUGGUGAAAGCCUACGACCACCACGAGCAGGAGUGGGUGGCCAUCAAGAUCAUCAAGAACAAGAAAGCCUUCCUGAACCAGGCCCAGAUCGAACUGCGGCUGCUCGAGCUCAUGAACAAACACGACACUGAGAUGAAGUACUAUAUAGUCCACCUGAAGAGGCACUUCAUGUUCCGCAACCACCUGUGCCUGGUGUUCGAGCUUCUCUCCUACAACCUGUACGACCUCCUGCGCAACACCAACUUCCGCGGCGUCUCGCUCAACCUGACGCGCAAGUUCGCCCAGCAGCUGUGCACGGCGCUGCUCUUCCUGGCCACGCCGGAGCUCAGCAUCAUCCACUGCGACCUCAAGCCCGAGAACAUCCUGCUCUGCAACCCCAAGCGCAGCGCCAUCAAGAUCGUCGACUUUGGCAGCUCCUGUCAGCUCGGACAGAGGAUCUACCAGUACAUCCAGAGCCGAUUCUACCGCUCUCCUGAAGUGUUGCUGGGCAUGCCGUACGACCUGGCCAUCGACAUGUGGUCCCUGGGCUGCAUCCUCGUAGAGAUGCACACGGGCGAGCCUCUCUUCAGUGGCUCCAAUGAGGUGGACCAGAUGAAUAAAAUAGUGGAGGUACUGGGGAUCCCUCCCAACCACAUGCUCGACCAGGCCCCCAAAGCGCGCAAGUACUUCGACAAGCUGUCGGACGGCCUGUGGACCGUCAAGAAGAACAAGGACAUUAAGAAGGAGUACAAACCCCCGGCGACGCGGCGGCUGCACGAGAUCCUGGGCGUGGAGACGGGCGGCCCCGGGGGCCGGCGGGCGGGCGAGCAGGGCCAUGCGCCCUGCGACUACCUGAAGUUCAAGGACCUGAUCCUGCGCAUGCUGGACUACGACCCCAAGACGCGCAUCACGCCCUUCUACGCCCUGCAGCACAACUUCUUCAAGAAGACCACGGACGAGGGCACCAACACCAGCAGCUCCACCUCCACCAGCCCUGCCAUGGACCACAGCCACUCCACCUCCACCACCAGCUCCGUAUCCAGCUCGGGUGGAUCCAGCGGUUCUUCCAACGACAACCGGAAUUACCGGUACAGUAACCGGUACUACAACAGCGCAGUCACUCACACAGACUACGAGAUGCAGAGUCCACAGGCUCCGUCUCAGCAGCAGUUGCGGUGGCCUAGUGGCGAGGCGGGCGGCGAGCCUCAGUACCCACAGCUGUUGCUCCACAAGCCGGCGGCGGCCACGCAGCACUCGCGCCACUUCCUGGGCGGCGUGGGCGUAGGCGGGGGCAUGAUGGAGACGCACCACCCGCACCCCAUCUACGGCAGCCACCACAGCAACGGGCGCCAGCUGCGGCAACCGCAGGGUCCCCAGAACCAGCCGCAGGGCCAGAGCUCGCAGCCAGGCCAGGGCGGAGGAGCCCUAAUGCCCGUCUCCUCCCCACAGAUGCAGGACAGCAUCGAGCUCAGCCUCACGCACCACCACCACCUGGGUCAGUCUUCCAUCCUGCAGCCGCCCCCGUCCAGCCUGGACUCCAGCCAGUAUGGCUCCUCCAACCUCCACCUGGGCCUCUCCGCCUUUCGGACUAGGACGGUCAUGGGUGCGCAGCAGCCCCCGCAGGCCGCCUCGCAGCAACAGUUGGCCCAGACGCCGGCCUCUCAGGACAGCAUAGUGGCUGCCUCGGGCCUGGGCUACAUCCCCCCCUGCUACCCGGGCAGUAACAACAAUAACAACCCCCCGCAGGGCAGCGUGGGGGUGGGGGUGGGGGUGGGGGGCGGCUUGCUGACCGGCGGGCCUCCGCCCAGGGGGGGUGGGGGGCGGCCUGACUCGGAGGAGACGGCUAUGAUGGGUGUGUGCAGCAGCGGAGGUAGCGGCAGUCAGAACGCGGGCAACUCUUGAUAAAUCUUGAACAAAUUCCAAAAGCCAUACAAAAAGUUUUAAAGGAUAAAAACAAACAAACAAACAUAAAAGGAUGAUCCAACACGCAUUACGGACGCAUAAUAGUAAAACGCACCUGACACACAGACGACACAUUUACACACACAUGGCCACUCAUGACAGAAAUGCAGAGAUAAACUUGUGAAAUAUCAAAGGAUUUUUUUUUUUUUUUCGUUUGUUUUUUUUUUUCCUUUCUUUUUUUUUUGUUUCGUUUUGUUUUGAUUUGCAUGGGGAGAAGUUGGAGGGAGGGGGAGUGGGGAGGAUUUGAGAAACCUUUGUAUCCUUUUUUUUUCUCAGUUGACUUUUUUUCCUUUUUUUCUGUUGAAAGAUUGGAGCAGAGGGCUUGAGUGGUUGGAAAUGAAAGUUUCAGAAAGUUUGUUUUUACAAUUAUUGUUAUUGUUAUCAUUAUUAUUAUGAUUAUGAUUAUUAUUAUUAGAUUUUAUGUGAUUUGAGGACAGGUUUGCAGCGAGAUUUCUGUUUUGAGGGUUUUUUGAGUGUGGGAACUAAGGGGCUGAGGACAGGAUUGAAGUGAGAAAACCGAAUGUGGUGCUUAAGAGGGGAAAAAAAGCAAGAGAGAAACCUUUUUUUCUGACUUAUGGUCUAGAAGUAAUUUUUACCUUUUUAAUUUAUUGAAAAAUCACUACAUGCGGAGGGAAAAAAGAUUGGAAUAAUUCAAACAAUUUUUAGAGGUGGUCAUUUUUUCUGGGGGUUAUUUAUUCAGUGAUUUAAUUUAUACAGUUAAUUUUUUUAAAAUCUUUUUGAGGGACAGAUGACAUGCAUACUUCAGACAACAACAUACUGGGAUUUUUUUUUUCUUUUUUUUUUUCCUUCAGUUGAGUAUAUCCCACUUUCCCCACUGUACCCCCUCCCCCCUUUUCCGAACACGCACACACAAACCACAAGACACACAAUUACAGACGCACACACACAAACACACCCUCGACACAGAAAGAAAAAAAAACACUUUUGUUACUUUUUUUAUGUUUCCAAUCUUCUCUCGCUUGACAACACUGGCUUAUAUAUCUCGAAACUUAUGAAACAAAAAACCGUACAAAUAAAAAGUAAAAAGCAAAAUGACAAGCAAGCGUAGUCACACCACAUAACGAGAGAGUGCCACUGGCGAGGAGACGCCAGUCUUUCCCGACGAGGAAGGGGGAGGGGGAACGGAACUUCCGUGUUACCGCUAACGGAGGAAGCGAUGCGAGGAGCACGAAGAGGAGAAAAAGGAAAAAAAACACGUAAACAACAACAAAACAUUUUGCCAGAAGGAAAACCAAAAUGCUUCCCUGUUGUUUGUUUCAAAAUAGUCUGCCUUCUACUUCGCCAUCUCACCAGACUGUCUCUUGAUCUCUUUCUCUCUCUCUCCUUCUCUCUGUCUCUUUACCCUCCUCUCACAAACUCUCUCUUUCUCUCGCCUUUUGUCUGACUUUUUUUUUAAAUACUUUUGUUUUGUUUGUUUUGAACACAAAACUGAAAAUAAACCUUUUUUGUUUCUUGUUUGUUAUUAACUCGAGAUAUGCUAAGCCAAAUCUUGCUCACCUUGCUCACCUUGCCCCCCUGUGCCCCUCGCCUCUCUCUCUCUCUCUCUUUUGCUCUCUCUCUCUCUCUCGCUCUCUCUCUCGCUCUCUCUCUCUCUCUCUCUCUCUCUCUCUCUCUCCCCCUCCCUCCCUCCCUCUCUCUCUCUCUCUCUCUCUCUCUCUCUCUCUCUGAGCUGUUCUUUUUUUUUUCUUACCUCCCUCUGCCCCAUCUUUAUGUUAGAGGGAGGUGGAGGGAGAGGCUGUUAUUUUUUUUUAUUACUGUUAUUACUACGAUGAUUUUCUUUUCACAGGAGGACGAAGUACAUUAAGUGUGUAUAUGUUUCUAUAUACAUGGGAAGGGGAUGUGUAUCCCCGGCAACCCCAGCACCCUUCUAAAAAGCCCUUCCUCUGGCUCUUGACUUCGCAUCUCUCCCUCCUGGGUUUUUUUUUUCCUCUCGCGUCUCUCUUUUUCUCCUUCCUCCCUCCUUCACAACACUCUGUGAGUGCUGUAUGCCAUCAAGUCAAAAAAAAGUGAACUACUUCUCUCUCUCGGCUGCUAUCUCCACUCUCAACCAUGUUCGGAUUGCUGCUAAAGAAAAACAGACAGAUGAAUAAAUGAAAAAUAAAUAAAUAAAUAAAAAUGAAUAAACUUUUUAACCCUCCUGCUUCAGAAAAAAAUGGAAAAUAAACCACUGCAUCUCAUGUAUUUAUUACUAUUUAACAAGAAAAAAAGAAAAAAAAUGAACCUGUGCUCUGCUUUGUCAUUUUUUUGGUUCCCUUUUCUUGCUUUCAGGAAAACAAAUGCUUGUAUUUACAUGACUCUUGAAGCAUAUGAUGCUGUGUGUCUGACAUUGUGUCUGCAACAAUACGAGGGAGCGAUCCAUAUGAGGGGUCAUUAUGGGUCAUCUGAGAUGACUUCACUGAGGAAGUGAAUGUUUUAACAGGGUUAUAUGAACACUUGCCUUCAUGCUACAGCACGUGUGGUGCAGCGAUGGACCACUCAACUGGUUUUCUAGGGUUUUCUACUCCUGAAACAUGGGUUUUAAUCUCUUGAAGCAGGAUGAAGAGGGGCACCUCGAAGGAAUAAAAUCUAAAAUCAA